CAGUUUGCCUCAAAACACGUGCUUUUGUUUGCAUUCACUGUCUGUGCGUUUGGUUUGCAAUGAAUUGCAUGUGAUUUUCAUAAUAACUCUCAAGAUGUCUAAUGUCCACAAAUCUAUUCAAUGGAAAUCUGUUGCCAUCGAAUCAAACGAUGGAUUCACUGACAAAGACUUCGAUGGAUUGGUUGCCUUCGAGGAGUUGAGUGAUUACUGCAUCCAAAAGAGUGACAUUAGUGUCAAAACUGAUCCCAAGACGAAGAAGAAGUGCAAAAGUAAAAAGUCAAACACCAAUCAAAAGAGUGAGAAUGAGAUACAAGUGUCUGAAGCGAUGGAUAAUUCAGAUUGCGAUGAGACUCGCGAAGUGUCGAUGCAUUUGUGGCAAAACCUGUGCAUUGCUUCACCCAUAUUGCGAUCAUUGAGUGAAUUAUCGUUUUCAAGACCAACUCCAAUACAAUCGAAAUCCAUUAGAGUUGCCAUCGAAGACAAGUUGGAUAUAUUGGGCGCCGCGCAGACUGGAAGUGGUAAGACAUUAGCGUUUGGCAUACCAUUAGUCACACACAUCAUGAAUGACAAGUCAGAGGAUGGCGUCUGUAAACUGCGGGCUCUGGUAUUGACGCCAACGCGUGAGUUAGCCAUUCAGGUGAAGAAGCACUUGGAGGCCAUCACUAAAUACUGUGGAGUGUCUGUGGGGGUAAUAGUGGGCGGAAUGUCUGUACAGAAACAGGAGAGGAUUCUGAAGAAAGUGAGACCCGAUAUAAUGGUCGCCACUCCGGGCAGACUUUGGGAACUCAUUGAACAACAGUCGAGCGAUCACUUGACCAGAGAAUCGGUGACUCGUAUUAAGUACUUAGUCAUCGAUGAAGCCGACAGAAUGGCAGAGAGGGGACACUUCAAAGACUUGGUGCAACUCAUGGAUCUGUUGCGAGUGAAGAGCACCGGGAGACAAACUUUUGUGUUCUCCGCAACUCUUACUCUCACUUAUUCUCUUCCAAAUCGAUUGAAAAUGAAGAACAAAAACAAAGCAAAUAAAUUGAAUGGAAAGCAAAAGUUAGCAAAAUUUGUUGAGUUCUUUGGAAUGAGAUCCGAUGCCAUGGAAGUGAUUGACUUGACUGAACAGGGCGUCGGUAUACCUGAGAGCAAACAGUUGACUGAAUGCAAAAUCAAUUGUAUGGCAGAAGAGAAAGACUUGUAUUUGUAUUACUUUUUAAGUCUAUUCAAAGGCCGAACUCUGGUCUUCUGCAACAGCAAAGACUGUUUGAGACGUGUUGUGAAUGUCUUAAAAAUACUAGACUUAAAACCACUUCCAUUGCACUCAUCGAUGCCUCAGAAGAGAAGAUUAGCUAAUUUGGAGAAAUUUGAAGCUAAUUCAGAGUCAUUGCUGAUCGCUAGCGAUGUGGCCGCUCGUGGGCUUGACAUCACUCAUGUUGAUCAUGUGGUUCACUAUCAGAUCCCGAGGACAGCCGAGAUAUAUGUGCACAGAAGUGGACGAACGGCUCGUGCCUUCAAUACGGGUCUGAGUUUAAUGCUUUGCGAGCCUAAAGAAGAGGCCAAUUAUUACAAAGAAUUGUCUAAAACGAUACACAAAGGAAACCGUUUACAAGACUUUCCAAUCGAUAAAUCGGUUCUGAAGGCACUGAAGCAACGGAUUGAUUUGGCGCAGAAGUGCGACCAAUUGGACCAUAAGAUCAGGAAAGAGAGAUCGCGCGAGGAUUGGUUCCGCGUGAACGCCAAGAAGUGUGAGAUUUUGAGCGAUACUGAGUCGGAAUCGGAUGACGCGGAAGAGAGUUCUAAAGAAGUCCGAAGAUUUAAAGCGAUGAAAAAACAGUUGCAAUUUCUCCUCAAACAACCCGUUUCGCAGACUAAAUCACUUUACGCUCACCUCUUGAAGAGUGGGUCAACAAAUUGGAUGCAUUCUAAAGGCACAAAACGAGCCAUAGAUGUGGUUAAAGACAACAAAUCAAAGAGAGUUAAAGUGAAAAAACUUAAAUCUCAAGAACAGUAAUCAUGAUAAUAAAUUUGUUUAUUUUAAU
This is a messenger RNA of Oppiella nova, 2027 nucleotides long. Lineage: Eukaryota; Metazoa; Arthropoda; Arachnida; Sarcoptiformes; Oppiidae. The record is from the annotation of a GenBank genome assembly.